GGGCUCCCGGAAGCAUGCCUCAGGCCGACGUGGCAGAAGGAGUGGCCUGGCCCUAGAGCAUGGGGCGGAACUUCCGGGGACGACAUGCUAGCCCCCCUCGGAACCGGAAGUCGAGCCUGGGAGCCUUGACGUUAGGAACGAAGUCGAACCUGGAUCUGGAGCCGGGUCAGAUCAAGUCGGGGAUGCUUUCAUAAUGAAUGUCAACCAGUCAGCUCCACCUGUUCCACCAUUUGGGCAGAACCAGCCCAUCUACCCAGGGUAUCAUCAAUCUAGUUAUGGUGGGCAACCAGGACCUGCAGCCCCUGUUACCCCCUAUGGAGCCUACAAUGGCCCAGUGCCAGGCUAUCAGCAGGCACCUCCUCAAGGUGUGCCGAGAGCCCCACCUUCCUCGGGGGCACCUCCGGCCUCUGCAGCACAGGUUCCUUGUGGUCAGACUACAUAUGGCCAAUUUGGCCAAGGUGAUAUACAGAAUGGGCCAAGCUCCACAGCUCAGAUGCAAAGGGUCCCUGGUUCUCAGCAGUUUGGGCCUCCAUUGGCCCCUGUGGUCAGCCAGCCAGCUGUGCUUCAGCCCUAUGGCCCUCCCCCCACAAGUACACAGGUGACUGCACAGCUGGCCGGAAUGCAGAUCAGUGGUGCUGUGGCCCAAGCCCCUCCCCCUUCUGGGUUGGGCUAUGGUCCACCAACAUCAUUGGCCUCAGCCUCAGGAAAUUUCCCUAAUUCUGGUCCAUAUGGCUCCUAUCCUCAGAGCCAAGCUCCUCCCCUUAGCCAGGCUCAAGGUCAUCCUGGAGUCCAGCCUCCCCUGCGAUCUGCCCCACCACUGGCUUCCAGCUUCACAUCCCCAGCUUCAGGUGGUCCUCGGAUGCCUUCCGUGACUGGGCCACUCCCGCCUGGACAGGGCUUUGGGAGUCUCCCAGUAAACCAGGCUAACCACGUGUCCUCGCCUCCUGCUCAUGCUCUGCCCCCAGGCACCCAGAUGACUGGGCCCCCAGUACCACCACCACCACCUAUGCACUCCCCUCAACAGCCGGGUUAUCAGCUGCAGCAAAAUGGUUCCUUUGGACCAGCCCGAGGCCCUCAACCUAAUUAUGAGAGCCCAUAUCCUGGAGCACCUACUUUUGGCAGUCAGCCUGGGCCUCCUCAGCCAUUGCCUCCUAAGCGCCUGGACCCUGAUGCCAUCCCUAGCCCUAUUCAGGUUAUUGAAGAUGAUAGAAACAACCGGGGUUCAGAGCCAUUUGUUACUGGUGUACGGGGACAGGUGCCACCUUUAGUCACCACCAAUUUCCUGGUAAAAGACCAAGGGAAUGCAAGCCCCCGUUACAUUCGAUGCACAUCCUAUAAUAUCCCGUGUACAUCUGACAUGGCUAAGCAGGCUCAGGUGCCUCUGGCAGCUGUCAUCAAGCCACUGGCAAGGCUGCCCCCAGAGGAGGCUUCACCAUAUGUUGUGGACCAUGGCGAAUCUGGCCCCCUGCGCUGUAAUCGCUGCAAAGCAUACAUGUGCCCUCUCAUGACAUUCAUUGAGGGAGGGAGGCGCUUCCAGUGCUCUUUUUGCAGCUGUAUCAAUGAUGUUCCUCCCCAGUAUUUUCAACAUCUGGAUCAUACUGGCAAACGUGUUGAUGCUUAUGACCGUCCUGAGCUGUCUCUGGGAUCUUAUGAAUUCUUGGCUACUGUAGAUUACUGUAAGAACAAUAAAUUCCCUAGUCCUCCUGCCUUCAUCUUUAUGAUUGACGUCUCUUACAAUGCCAUCAGGACUGGUCUUGUUCGGCUCCUCUGUGAGGAGCUCAAGUCACUCUUAGACUACCUGCCUAGGGAGGGUGGAGCAGAAGAGUCAGCAAUCCGAGUUGGCUUUGUCACCUAUAAUAAAGUGCUCCACUUCUACAAUGUGAAGAGCUCCUUGGCUCAGCCACAGAUGAUGGUUGUAUCUGAUGUGGCUGACAUGUUUGUGCCAUUGCUGGAUGGCUUCUUGGUCAAUGUCAGUGAGUCUCGGGCCGUUAUCACCAGUUUAUUGGAUCAGAUUCCAGAAAUGUUUGCAGAUACAAGAGAGACAGAGACAGUAUUUGCUCCAGUUAUCCAGGCGGGGAUGGAAGCUCUGAAGGCUGCCGAGUGUGCAGGAAAGCUGUUUCUGUUCCACACGUCCUUGCCCAUUGCAGAGGCCCCAGGGAAGCUGAAGAAUAGAGAUGAUAGGAAGUUGAUCAACACAGACAAGGAGAAGACUCUGUUUCAGCCUCAGACAGGUACCUAUCAGACUCUGGCCAAAGAGUGUGUGGCCCAAGGCUGCUGUGUGGACCUCUUCCUCUUCCCUAACCAAUAUGUCGAUGUGGCCACACUUUCUGUUGUUCCCCAGCUCACUGGAGGCUCUGUCUACAAAUAUGCCUGCUUCCAGGUGGAGAAUGACCAGGAACGGUUCUUGAGUGACCUGCGUCGGGAUGUACAGAAGGUGGUUGGCUUUGAUGCUGUUAUGCGGGUUCGGACAAGUACUGGUAUCCGUGCUGUAGAUUUCUUUGGAGCUUUCUACAUGAGCAAUACAACAGAUGUGGAGUUGGCUGGACUGGAUGGAGACAAGACAGUGACUGUGGAAUUCAAGCAUGAUGACCGGCUCAAUGAAGAGAGUGGAGCCCUACUGCAGUGUGCCCUGCUUUAUACCAGCUGUGCAGGGCAGCGUCGUCUCCGAAUCCACAACCUGGCCCUAAACUGCUGCACCCAGCUGGCUGAUCUGUAUCGAAACUGUGAGACUGACACGCUCAUCAACUACAUGGCCAAGUUUGCAUACCGGGCUGUUCUGAGUAGUCCCGUGAAGACUGUCCGUGACACUCUCAUCACCCAGUGUGCCCAGAUCCUGGCCUGUUAUAGAAAGAACUGUGCCAGCCCUUCUUCUGCAGGACAGUUGAUUCUUCCUGAGUGCAUGAAGCUACUCCCAGUUUACCUGAACUGUGUGUUGAAGAGUGAUGUUCUGCAGCCUGGAGCUGAGGUCACUACUGAUGAUCGUGCCUAUGUUCGACAGCUGGUUUCCUCCAUGGAUGUGGCUGAGACCAAUGUCUUCUUCUACCCUCGGCUCCUACCACUGACAAAGUCUCCCCUUGAUAGUACCACUGAACCACCAGCAGUUCGAGCCUCUGAAGAGCGUCUAAGCAGUGGUGAUAUAUAUUUGCUGGAAAAUGGGCUCAACCUGUUCGUCUGGGUGGGAGCAAGCGUUCAACAAGGCGUUGUCCAGAGCCUUUUCAACGUGCCCUCCUUCAGUCAGAUCACCAGUGGCUUGAGUGUUCUGCCAGUUCUGGAUAAUCCACUGUCUAAGAAAGUUCGAGGCCUCAUUGAUAGCUUACGGGCACAGAGAAUGCGGUACAUGAAGCUUAUCGUGGUCAAACAGGAAGACAAGCUGGAGAUGCUGUUCAAGCACUUCCUGGUGGAAGACAAGAGCCUAAGUGGAGGUGCAUCCUAUGUGGACUUUCUCUGUCAUAUGCACAAGGAGAUUCGGCAGCUACUGAGCUAAAGCAAGUGGGUAAAUGGCAUAGGGUCCCAGGCCAGCUUCCAGGAAGAACCCCAGAUUGGCAGAGAAAUUGGGACAGUUCCAUAUCUUAUAAGUCAUGUAAGCUGACCUCAGUUGACUUCUUUGGGGGGGGAGGGUGAGAUAUAAGGAGACACCUUCUUUCUGGGCUCAAAUACCCUACCACUCUGUCAUGUCCUGCUGAUUGAAGGUGCCCCAGGCCCCUUACUCUACCCCUUCUCCCGAUAAUCCUGUUGUAAUGAAUGUAGUUUCUCAGUUCACUGUAUAUGACUCGGUGUUGGGGUUUGGAGGCAGCCAGGCCCUGGCAACAAUGUGUCCCUUUGGACCAGCCUCCAAGAGGAAAGGGGCAGGCAGGAAGAAGUGGGAAUCCCAGGGUUAUUACAGGAGGUGGCAAAUUCAGCUCCGUGUCAUCAACAACUUCCUAUAUUAGGGAUAAAAUAUACAGGUGCACAAGAGCUGGGGUACAGACCGUAGGUGGUGGAGAGUAAAAUAGUUGGUCCUUUGGGGGCCUGGUGGUCAGUAGCAAAGUCAUAGUUACUGAGGAUGGAUGACUGGUUGUCUCUCUACUUCCACUGUGCGUGCUCUCUCUCCCCUGCAAUGAUUGGUGAGCACUUCGUCGACAGAAGCACAUAGCUAGAGAUGAGUGAGCCUGGGGUAAGAAUUGCAAAGCAUAUUAACAUCUAGGGGAAGUAGCAGCCUCCUUUCCAGAUGGAGAAGCCCCAAUCCUGGAUGGUUCUGUAGAGAGCCUGAUGGUCAACUUGCAAUACCUCACAGAGCCAGCCCACAUCCCACUCAGCUUCCACCAGAAACGUUGUUGGGGAGAGGCAGAGAUGGCAGGAGCCCUGUCUUCCGGUGCCAGGACGUUACUGGAAUUUGGUAUUGACUGAGUGGCUGACAAGUUAUCUUCCAACUCCAAUUGGCUGGGCAGGACAAGGGCUAGGAAUGACGGUGGUCAGGCUUGCCUGCUCCCAGCCCAGGAUGCCCCUGCUAUGGACCUUUCAUUUCUUUUCAUUGGUUUAUUUUUCAAUGCAUCUUUAAUUUGUAAAGAAAUAAAAUAAGAUGUAACCAGUA
Molecule: messenger RNA, 4570 nt
Organism: Arvicanthis niloticus (Nile rat)
Lineage: Eukaryota; Metazoa; Chordata; Mammalia; Rodentia; Muridae
Gene: Sec24c
Product: SEC24 homolog C, COPII component
Biological process (GO): COPII-coated vesicle cargo loading; endoplasmic reticulum to Golgi vesicle-mediated transport; intracellular protein transport
Cellular component (GO): endoplasmic reticulum exit site; COPII vesicle coat
Molecular function (GO): SNARE binding; zinc ion binding
Source: RefSeq, a predicted model, not a curated record